GUAAGUUUUCCUGCCAUUUGGGAUAGAUGCGUAUAAAUAACGUGCGCGAAGCUUACUAUGACAGGAAGCGGCGCUACUCCCUUUGUCAUUGUUUAACGAGUGGUACUCACUCUUGCCGACGUUCUGUUGCUGAAGCCCUUUCUUUGAAGGUUAGCGAUAAAAUGCUGGCGGAUGAGCAAAUUUCUUUAUCCUCGAGGAAAGCCGUACAUCUCGAAGUGCCGGUAACACGUUCGGACGGUUGCAGCAGCGGUCCGCGAACUUGGCCACACAGAUUCAUUCCAUUCUUUAACAUUCCAGUCCCUAUUUUUGCAGCCAACUACUGCACACGUCUUCAAUCCACAUGAUUCAAUCUAGCAUGAUUAGAGCACAGUGCGUUAGCGAAAACUCAGUUGCAUUUCUGAGAGCUGAUCGCACAGAAGCAAGGUAAAAGCGGUAAUGGUUUCGUAUUCGUGCGCGGUUGCUGAGGAGACGUAUGGCGCGCCGCCGUAAGCGCCUCUAAAACAAACUGCUCCGCGAAAAGGGUCAAUAAGGGGCGUCAGCUUCUUCGACCCAUCGGGCCAUGCCACCGCAGUCGCAAUGCUGUUCUCACCGUUUGCAUUUGUACAGAAAGAAUGCACGGUACUGCAAGGCGCUCUUCAAAGGAACCACUGCACUUGUGGAACGUUCCACAGCGCUCUACAUAUGAUGACGAAGCUCAGAGCGACUUGCCAGGUUUCCGGCCUUCUCUAAGUCGGAUGACAACACCAAGCUCAGGGCAUUACGAAUGUAGGCACCAGCCACAAGAGCAGGAACAUUUAGGGUUGGAGAGACACCAACGAACCAGCACCCAUGCCUGCUCGCCUCUUAUGGAUGCCUCUCGGCCAAGAAAGGAGUUCGCACAAUCAGGUCGUAGAGCGCUUACAGAAGCAUCAUAUGGGCUGAGCAGAGCUUCAUUUCCCACUGCUGAUGUACUGUCUACACCUACCUCAAGGCCCACAAGCAGACCAGUUUCAACCAUGCAUGGGCCAUCUGCUGUGCAGUGGCCCUUCGCCAGUUGGCCCCGCAAGGGAUGUGAUACAAAACCAUUUGAGAACGUCGAGGCAUUUGAAGAAUUUGAUGCCGAGAUUUCUGCGAAUGAAACAAUGAGGACGCGCCUGAUGCAGCAAUUUCGUGGUCUAGGCGGCAGCAGCAUUGGACCCGCAACACGGCGCAUUUUAGGAAUCUUACUAAGCCAAGAAGUGGCCGUGCAGUAUAGUUGGCUUGGCAUGAAGGGAAAAAAAGAUUUUUCUGCAUUGCAAGUGGCUGACACAAUCACAAGGGCUGUAAUGCAAAACUUUUCUACAUCAAAACGACGUGAUGUAGAGAACGUAAUAAAGGGGUGGCUGCGCCACUCUGGCGAAAAACUGCGCAAACAGCAGGCCAAGGCUGACACACCUGAAGGCUCACUGGAUGUGCACUCGGAUUUUUCGGAUUAGGUGCUUCAAAGUUCGAGUACAGAGCCCAAA
Messenger RNA from Dermacentor silvarum, 1484 nucleotides. RefSeq lists its product as uncharacterized. NCBI's taxonomy places the organism in Eukaryota, Metazoa, Arthropoda, Arachnida, Ixodida, Ixodidae. Bases 612 to 1454 code for a protein of 280 amino acids. The record is from RefSeq and is a predicted model, not a curated record. The transcript has 11 exons.